This is a messenger RNA of Nymphaea colorata (pocket water lily), 3150 nucleotides long. RefSeq names its product pentatricopeptide repeat-containing protein At5g15300. The transcript has 5 exons. Gene Ontology annotation, molecular function: protein binding; RNA binding. The record is from RefSeq and is a predicted model, not a curated record. Gene Ontology annotation, biological process: RNA modification. NCBI's taxonomy places the organism in Eukaryota, Viridiplantae, Streptophyta, Magnoliopsida, Nymphaeales, Nymphaeaceae. The coding region runs from base 51 to 1688 and encodes 545 amino acids.
UCCGCCUCCGCCAAAAAUCUCUCCGCUAUCGCAUGAAAGGGGAUUGAGUUAUGAUCAUCAGGAAAUCGAAGGCAAACCCUGCAACCAAGCGGACCAUUAGCUCUAUCUGGAAGAAGAUCACCACCCUCCGCACGCUCAAGCAAAUUCAUGCUCACAUGGUUGUCCAUGGCUUCAACAGCGAUGCCUCUGCGGUGCGAGAGCUUGUGUUUGCCUGUGCCAUCACCAUCCCUGGCAACAUGCAUUACGCCCGCAAGAUCUUCGGCCAUGUCCUGGCACCGGAGGUUUUCAUCUGGAACACCAUGAUCAGAGGUUUCUCUCAAAGUUCGGUGCCCAUUGAGGCCAUUUUUGUGUACACCCAGAUGGAGAAAUCUCACGUGAAGCCAGAUAGCUUCACGUUUCCUUUUCUCCUGAAGGCAUGCUCGAAGUUAGGAUCUAUUUCCGUGGGUAACCAAGUGCACUGUCGUGUUCUAAAGCUGGGGCUUCAAUCGGAUGUGUUUGUGAGGAACUCUCUCAUCCACUUGAAUGCAGGUAGCGGCAGCUUGGAAGUUGCCCGCCACUUGUUUGAUGAAAUGGCUCAGAGAGAUGUUGUUGCUUGGUCUGCUCUCACAGUUGGGUACGCGAGGAGGGGCAAGAUAGAGGAUGCACGCUACUUGUUUGAUAGAAUGCCUGAGAGAGACUUGAUUUCAUGGAAUGUCAUGGUCACAGCAUACACAAAGUGCGGCGAUAUGGAGUCGGCUCGUCGACUGUUCAAUGAGAUCCCUCAGAGGGACGUUGUUUCAUGGAACGCAAUGAUUUCUGGGUAUGUGCUUUGUGGGGAUCAGAGCCGAGCAAUGGAGUUGUUUGACGAGAUGCAGCAGGCGGGUGAGAGGCCUGAUGAGGUUACCAUGUUGAGUCUGCUUUCGGCUUGCGCUGAUGUCGGGGCCUUAGACGUUGGUAAGAGGAUUCACACCGUUUUGGAACAAGGUGAUGCAGUCAAUGAAUUGAGCGUCGUUCUGGGAAACGCACUCAUAGACAUGUAUGCAAAAUGCGGUAGCAUAGUUGAUUCGCUGAGGGUGUUUAACCAGAUGCAUGAAAAAGAUGUUUCUUCCUGGAACUCAAUAAUUGGGGGGUUGGCAUUUCAUGGCCAUGCGGAGUCGGCUCUCUCCCUUUUUGAGGAGAUGCAAAGGGGGAAAAUGGUCAGGCCCAAUGGGAUCACGUUCGUUGGGGUUUUGGUUGCUUGCAGCCAUGCAGGCAAGGUGGAGGAGGGCCGUCGAUGGUUUGAAAUCAUGAGAAAUAAGUACAAAAUUGAGCCGAACAUCAAGCACUAUGGUUGUAUGGUGGACAUCCUUGGCAGAGCUGGGCUUCUGAAAGAAGCCUUCGACUUCAUAGAAGGAAUGGCAAUUGAGCCUAAUGCUAUCAUCUGGAGAACACUUUUGGGGGCGUGUAGGAUUCAUGGCGACCUCUGUUUGGCUGAGCGUGCAACAAGAAAGCUUCUUGAACUCAGACCGGAUCAAAGUGGUGACUACGUUCUGUUGUCGAAUAUGUAUGCAUCGAUUGGCAGAUGGGAUGGAGCAGAAGAGGUGAGGAAGUUGAUGGGAAAUAGAGGUGUGAGGAAGGAGCCUGGUUGUAGUUUGAUAGAAGUGAACAGUGAAUUGUUUCAUUUCUUGCUAGAUUCAAAGCCUCCUCGAACAAUAAAUUCUCAAAAGUGAUGCAGCAUAUUUAUCAACUUUCUUGUUCGCUUUUUUCAUUGCAAUUUUGGGCAUGCCAAGGUUUAAACCUUAGAGAUGGUUAAUGGUUGAUAUAAGUGAUGUGAACUGAGAACCAUGGUUUCGGAAUCUUAAUUGUUAGGGUUAAGUUAGCACCCCUUCAGGAGAAGUGAAAGAUACAAGGUGCACUCUCCCUAAAGCUCCUUUUUAUGCACUUAUAUUGGUUGUUUGUGGAUACUUUGUAACCCACUUGACUGGAGCUCGAACUAUUCCUCAUGACUGAUAUGAACUUGUAGAACUAGAUUUCUUUUUUGGUGGGUUAAUGCUUUACUCAGACUGAAGCUCCUUCAGGCAAAUUGUAUGGCUGCAGAAAACAUGGUUUUGACUCUUGCAUAAUGGGAGCAUUGGUUUCAUUAUUCCAAGACUUAUAGUUGGCUAUCUCUCUCUCGAACAGAAUGUUUUGCCUCAUGAGGUGCAGGCUGAUUAUUCAAGGUCCUUGCAGCUACAGCACUCUACCACUUUAUGCAAUUGUCACACAGGUGGGAAUUAUUCAAGGGGCAAUAUUUGAUGAGCAUGCGCAUGAGGGCCUUGUGGGUUGAGAAGGUAAAGAAAAGAAAAAGACUUAAACCGUGGAAGGUGAAGAUGCUCCAAGACAGACAAACAGAGUGGGUGGAUCCUCCAAGGGUAUUCAAAUGCAAUAAGUAAAAAUAGAAGCUUUGCUAGAAGCAGUACUGCAUUGCAAUGUCUGGGUCUACUGGACAGUAUGUCGUGUGUGAACUUGGUGAGCAGAACUUGGUUUUACUGAGCCAUCUAUUGUGGUGCAUCGCUGCAUCUUUGUCGGCAAGUCGGCAACGCAAAUCGUAUUGUGUUUCCCCUUUAUGGUUGCAAGAUUUCUAGGUUCUAGAAGAAUAUGUCCAGUUCUUGGAUGUGGAAAUUGGCAAUGCCCAGGUACAGAGUGAUUGUUUUCGCUCUGGUGGUGGCAUUGACUAUACGUCCUGCAAGGAAAAAUGAGUCUCUGGGAUUUUAUAGACACCGAAUGGGCUGCAAGAAGCUGCAUUUGGAAUGCUUGAUGUCAAUUAGCCGAUGAAAAAUUCUACGUUCAUGCACAACUAGCUUGUAAAUGAUCUGCAGGUGCCAAGCGAGAAGGGUCAUCAAAAUAACGACCAGAGGGUUGUACCGAGAAAGUUUCAUUAUGAGGGUUAUAUGUUGUGCUUGCCAGUUUUAACUUGAUUAGCUUAAGAUGUGGGCUUGCUUUAGCUAUCCUUUUCUUUCUUUUCUUUUUUUUUCCCUCUCUUUAAUAUCAUUAUUGGUUGUUUAAUCUUGCAUGUAGGCAGUGAAAAUGGUCCUAGAGAGCACAAUAGUGAAGCAGAAAUCAGUUUAUUCUUGUCUUGAAGAUCUUUUGAGAGGAAGUAGAACAUUGAUACCAAAUUUAUAGUGAAAAUGAAUGACUUUCUGUAAGCUAAAA